AACCUAUCCAGUACCAUGAUUUGGUAUUUUGUUGAAAAGAGAAGGGUAGGAAAGUCAUUUUGACGAAGAAAAUUAGAAAUGCACUCUCUCGAUGCGGUGUCCCUCUCUAAUCUUCUUCCUGAACCAUUCGAUAUCAUCAGGAUUCAGUUUCCAGCCUUCCACGGUCUUCCGUUAAUGGAAAACGGGAAUUCCCAGCCUUCCCAUGGGCAUCAACCCAACGACCAUGUCAAGCUCAACGUCGGUGGCAAGCUCUUCGAGACCACCCAAUCAACCAUCCUCUCCGGGGUUCAAUCGCUCUUGGCUGUCCUAUCGAAUCGGCUUGCCCACGACACCGACCCGGUUUUCAUAGACCGGGAUCCCGAGAUCUUCUCAGUCCUCCUCUCCCUUCUCAGAUCAAAUCGUCUCCCCUCCACAGCUCGCAGAUUCUCCAAGCAAGAGCUUGCUGAUGAGGCACUCUACUACGGGAUCGAGUCGCACCUCAGGUCCGCGAUGUCGCCGCCUCCGUUCACCGGGAUCGAUGCCUCAGUCGUCGCAACCGUCCGCCCUGCCUCUGACGGCCAUCCAUCUGCGUUCACUGCCGCCUCCGAAGACGGCUCCUUUUGGAUGGCCCAUGGAGGUCAGGUCUCCAGCUAUGAUUGGAAUCUCCUCCAUACCGCGACGAUACGGACUCACUUGGAUGACAUCACAUCGAUUAACCGAAUCUGGCCUGAAAUCGCCGCUAUAGGAUCAGAAUCCGCCGCUGGACUCCACUUCUACGACAUCUCCAGCGACCGUCUCGUCGGCUCGACUCACUGGACCGAUCCCUCCGAUCCACGUAUUUAUAAAGCACGCGUCACGGCGAUCGCAGACUCCCCGAGCUCGGUUUUCGCCUCGUUCGAUUGUCCACACAAAGAGAAUUCCAUCCUCGUGAUCGACAAGUCCACGCUCCAGAUCACGUGGCACCUCGGCCGGCAGCCAGGUAACUCGUCGAAGAACACCGUCCCCGGGAAGCUGACGUGGCUACCGGAGAAGAGCGUGGUGGUUGCAAGCGCGGUCUCGAGCGGGGCGUUCGGGUAUUCGGGAUACAUCAGGUUGUGGGACUCGAGGUCCGGAGAGAUGGUUUGGGAAACGCACGAGCCAGGUUCGGGACGGAGCGAUAGGUACGGAGACACGUUCGCUGACGUGGACGCAGACGCGGAGGAGUCGACUCUGUACAAGAUAUGUUCGAAAUCGGGGGAUCUGGGAAUGGCAGACUUGCGUAAAUUAGGGGAGGAUCCGUGGGUGUAUUUGAAAGACAAGAACCCGGGAAUGAGGAAGACGAGCGGGGAGGGCAGUAGCGUAAUUCACUGUUACGGGAAGCAAGUGUUUGUGGGAAGAGAGGGAAGUUUAGAGGUAUGGUCGAGAGUGGAAGGAGUAGAAAAAGAAAAGGAGAAGGAAGAAUGGGAGGGUUUAUACAGGAGGAAUUACGUGGACAAGGUGGAGGACUCGGAGAGAGGGAUAAUAAAGAGAAUUGAAGGUGGUGGGAACAGAUUGUUCGUUAGUAGAGAAGAUUCGGAAGGUAUUGAGGUCUGGGAAACCUCUCAUUCUUCUAAUUGUGUUCUAGUUUUGUAACAACAACAAUAUAUAUUAUGGAAUGGGAAUAAUUCAUAUUUUAUUUGC
Juglans microcarpa x Juglans regia is the source of this 1638-nucleotide messenger RNA. RefSeq names its product protein ENDOPLASMIC RETICULUM-ARRESTED PEN3. Gene Ontology annotation, biological process: protein homooligomerization. Gene Ontology annotation, molecular function: protein binding. The record is from RefSeq and is a predicted model, not a curated record. NCBI's taxonomy places the organism in Eukaryota, Viridiplantae, Streptophyta, Magnoliopsida, Fagales, Juglandaceae.